UAAGGUGGGUGGGGCAUCCUGGCCACCGCCCAGUAUGGCGACCCCGGUCCUAGGCACUUCCAUUCCUGUGUGGUUGAGCGAGGAGGACCUGAGCUGCAUUAUCUGCCAAGGGUUGCUGAACUGGCCGGUCACGCUGCCCUGCGGCCACAGCUUUUGCCACCGGUGCCUCAAUGGCUUGUGGGCCACGCAGCGCGCGGGCGUGAAUGGCCGCCCCUGGUCUUGCCCCACCUGCCGGGAGGGCCCCGAGGCGAAGCCAAAACUGCGCAAGAACCUACUGUUGCAGGACCUGGCGGACAAGUACCGCCAAGCGGCGCUUGAGCUCGAGGCUGGCCCAGAAACCGCGCCCGCACCCCGAUCGCCGGGUCGCCCCGCGCAGCCGCCGGUGGCAGUACAGAAGAGCACCACAGAAGAGGUCAUCCAGGAGCUGACAGAACUGGGGCAACAGCUUGAAGACAUUGUCAAGAGCCUUCAAACACCAAGACCUAGGUCGGGAUGUGGACUGGACAAUGAAGUAGGCAUCCUGGACAUGGCUUCUUCCUCAGAGAGGGAACAUUCCUUGAGUUCUCCAAAGCUGGUAACAUCCAGUGCAUCCGAGAGGAAAAUUCGAGAGAUUCUCCAAAAGCUAGAAGAAAUUCAGAAAAAACUGAAAGGGAGUGUCACAUGGAAAGAAGCUCCUGGAGAACAAGUUCAGGAAAUGCCAUCUUCUUCCUUAUGCCAGCUGCCUGACCAAGGGUGUCCUGUACCCAGGAAAUCUUCUCAGUUUGCCCUAUGGGCCAUCAGUCCAACAUUUGACUUGGGGAGCCUCUCCUGUAACCUGGAGGUUUCUAACAGUUGCCGGACAGUGACCGUGUCUCAUUGUCAACAGCCCUAUCGUUGGAGUCCCGAGAGAUUUUUAAUUAGCCAAGUCUUAUGUUCCCAGGCUCUCUCCUCUGGCCGGAGGUACUGGGAAGUGGACACUAGGAACUGUAACCACUGGGCUGUUGGGGUGGCUUCGUGGGGCAUGAAGCGGAACCAGGUGCUGGGAAGGACUAAGGAUUCUUGGUGCAUAGAGUGGAAAGGGCCUGGCCAGUUCUCUGCUUGGGCCACGGAGAAGAAAACUGACCUUCACUUAGGCCGCCCGGAGGUCGUGGGCGUGUGGCUGGACCUUGAGUUGGGGAAGCUUGCCUUCUACUCGGUCUCUGACCAGGAGAGGCUUCUGUAUGAGUGUGAGGUCUCUGUCUCCUACCCCCUGCACCCUGCCUUCUGGCUGUAUGGCUUAUGUCCUGGAAACUACCUAGAAAUAAAGCAGGUAAACUCAUGAAGCUUCCCCCGGGGUUAGAAUAGUGGCUUCCUAGUCUCUCUGUUUGGGGGCAACUAGAGAAUUCCACUUAAGGAAACUGGAUAUGGUAGUACAUGUCUGUAACCAUAGCACUUGGGAAGUGGAGGCAGGAGGAUCACUGCAAGUUUGAGGCCAGCCUGGUCAGCAAAGUUGAGGCCAGCUUGGACUACAUGGUAUGACUCCACCCACUUUUGAAGUUAUUCUUUUUUGUGUGGGACAAGAUUACCUAAACGGGCUUGAGGUUUUUGAGCUGGCCUGGAGUGUAUCCUGAAGGUGACCUUGAAGGCUUCAGAAUAGUUUGCCUCAUAAGAGGAACUUUGGACCAUUGUCUUUCACUUAGGCCUCACCUGGAACUGUUGGUUCAAUCAGUCUGUGGCCAGCGAGUCACACUUACAUGACUGACCCCCUAGUUAAAAUCCCAAUGCCACAGCAUACAUAUAUAUGCCUCAUGUACCACUGUUGGGAGGGUGGAGCACUCACUGUUCAAUGACUAGUGAGAAGGAGCCUUCCUGGACCUUACCUUGUGUGUCUUUAAUAUUGUUCUUUUUAUUGUUUAGCUUUUCAAUGUAAUAAACUGAAAUCAUGAGUA
Mesocricetus auratus (golden hamster) is the source of this 1907-nucleotide messenger RNA. RefSeq names its product ring finger protein 135 (gene Rnf135). The transcript has 5 exons. Gene Ontology annotation, cellular component: cytoplasm. NCBI's taxonomy places the organism in Eukaryota, Metazoa, Chordata, Mammalia, Rodentia, Cricetidae. Gene Ontology annotation, biological process: regulation of innate immune response. The record is from RefSeq and is a predicted model, not a curated record. The coding region runs from base 35 to 1300 and encodes 421 amino acids. Gene Ontology annotation, molecular function: ubiquitin-protein transferase activity; protein binding; ribonucleoprotein complex binding.